CUUCUAACAAAAUUACAACUUCUUUGUCUGGUUCGUCAACACCUGCUACAAUUAAUCCGUUGGAAAUAAAAUCUCUCGUUUCUUUUGUUCUUGGUAAUUAUGGAAAGAUGAACCAUUUUAAAUACCCCUAUCUAAUCCCAGCCAAAGCAUUAUUCAUCACCAUCUUCUUCUUUCUACUUUGUACUUUCACCGUUUUUUCUUCUUUUCUCUGAAGUGUACGAAAUGGAGAUAGAGCAACCCAUUACAAGAGAGAUCUCCAGUGUCCGAAAAGUAAGCCCAACCAGCACCAGGACCAAAACAACAACGAGUUCUCCACUACCCAAUGAGCUUUGCAAUCGAUCCGAAUCCUUUCGGACACUCGAAAUAGGUGUGCCAAAGAGCAUUUCAUCUGAGAAAAGACUCGCUUGGUUGCGCUCUCAAAUCAUCGGUGAUGAUGUAGAGUUAUGUUCUCCCUUUGGAAAACGAAGACUAACUUAUGCUGAUCACACCGCCUCUGGCCGCUCUCUUCAUUAUAUCGAGAAUUUUAUCACUAACAAUGUUCUUCCCUUUUAUGGGAAUACUCACACCUGUGACAGUUACGUGGGGCAUAGAACAACAAAAAUGGUACAUGAAGCAACACAAUACAUAAAGAGAAGCUUAGGUGGUGGAGAAGAUGAUGCAAUCAUGUUUUGUGGCUCAGGCACGACAGCGGCUAUUAAACGUUUACAAGAGGUAAUGGGCAUUGCAGUACCAUCAACUAUGAGAGAUAGGCUAAUUAAAUGCCUAAGCAGUGAAGAGAUCUGGGUAGUCUUUGUUGGACCUUAUGAACACCACUCCAACCUUCUUUCUUGGCGGCAAAGCUUGGCUGAAGUGAUAGAGAUUGGAUUAGAUGGCAGUGGAUUAAUAGACAUGGAAGCUCUGAAAAAACUUCUUGAUUCAUAUCAAAAAGCGAAUCGGCCGAUUUUGGGAUCAUUUUCAGCUUCUAGUAAUGUUACUGGCAUUUUUUCUCAUACAAGAGAACUUGCUCAGCUUCUUCACCAAUACGGAGGAUUUGUAUGUUUUGAUUUUGCAGCCAGUGGUCCCUAUGUAGAGAUCGAUAUGAGAUCCGGGGAGAUUGAUGGGUACGAUGCAAUUUUCCUGAGCCCACAUAAAUUUCUUGGUGGACCUGGGUCGCCUGGAAUUCUUCUGAUGAGCAAAGCCCUUUACCAGCUGAGAUCUUCUCCCCCAUCAACUUGUGGAGGUGGAACUGUUUCGUACGUCAAUAGCUUUAAUGAAAAGGACACUUUGUAUUUGGAUGACAUAGAGGAGAGAGAGAAUGGUGGGACGCCACAGAUAAUCCAAACAAUCAGAGCAGCAUUGGCAUUCUGGGUCAAAGAAUACAUAAGCUACAAAGUGAUUGAAGAACAGGAGCAUAAAUACCUAUCAAAAGCCUUAAAAAGACUCAAGUACAAUAAGAACAUAGGGAUUUUGGGAAAUAUAAGUGCCAAAAGACAAGCUAUAUUGUCAUUCCUCAUAUUUUCCACUACAAAUUCUUCUUCCUCGAAAGAUCCAAGUAGUGAACGUAAAGAAGAAGAUAAUCUUUACAUGUGGGCUGAGACAGGGAACAAGAGAGAUAAGCCUCUUCAUGGAGCAUUUGUUGCAGCUUUGCUUAAUGACUUGUUUGGUAUCCAGUCUAGAGGUGGAUGUGCUUGUGCUGGACCUUAUGGUCAUCUUUUGCUUAAUAUCAGUGAGACUGUUUCCCUUGCUUUAAGGUCUGCUAUACACCAGGGAUAUAUGGGAGUAAAGCCAGGAUGGACAAGAAUUAGCUUUCCCUACUACAUGUCAAAUGAAGAAUUUGAGUUUAUUAUUGCAGCAGUGGAAUUUAUAGCUAUUUACGGCCAACGUUUUCUACCAUUGUAUCGCUUUAACUUUAAAACUGGAGCUUGGUCUUUCAAGAAAAAGGCAAAUAAGGAUUUGGUGGUAGGAAAGGAGAACAGCUGCAAUGCUUUUCCCUUGGCAGGUGCUGCUAAAGACAAUGGAGAAGUUAUGGAUAAGCAGGCUUCUUACUUAAAAAGUGCCAUACACAUUGCUAAUUUGCUUCCUAAAUUCCCUCCUCCGCGUAAGCUUCCUCAAGGUUUGGACCAUAACCUCUUGUAUUUCCGAGUCUAGCUGGUUAGACCAUAGUUACCUACGAAUAAUGUGGUAUGUAUAACAUGUGGAGCCACCUGUGUGGAUACUUGGUAUCCUUCAGCUAUGUACUUUAAGAGUAAUCGCUCUUUUGUAAUAGGAAUAAUACAAAUUUAGUAUUUAAACU
This is a messenger RNA of Ricinus communis (castor bean), 2272 nucleotides long. RefSeq lists its product as uncharacterized. The transcript is spliced from 5 exons. The coding region runs from base 223 to 2127 and encodes 634 amino acids. Lineage: Eukaryota; Viridiplantae; Streptophyta; Magnoliopsida; Malpighiales; Euphorbiaceae. The record is from RefSeq and is a predicted model, not a curated record.